AUGGCGCACGGUGCGGAGGACUGCGCAGCGGUCUUGGAGCAAUUCGUACACGAUGUGGCCAACUUACCCGCCGAGAUCAACCACCUGAUGGAAGAAAUCCAAGCGAAGGAUAAAAUCAUACAAGAAUGUCGCGCGACAAUCAACUCUCGAGACAGCAGUAUCCAGAAGUUCAUCAAGCUGAACGGCAGUCUGACGCCGAACCCGAAGGAGGAGCAGUACGGCCGGGCGAUUCUCCAAAACCUUGAAAAAUCCCAGCAACUACAGGACGAAAAGAUCCAGCUCAGCGAUAAAGCCUGCGUGCUACUGGAUCGCCAGAUCAAGAAACUCGACAUCAAAAUCCGCGACCUCGUCAACGAAGGCGUCCUCUCCAACGAUCCUCCCCUCCCCUCCCUCUUCAACAAUAAAGACCAGUACCGCGAUCCUCCCAAGAUCUUCUUCCCCGACUCCACCUCCGAAUCUCCCGCCUACAGCACCCCUCUCAACUCCACCUCCGGCAACGCAAACGUGAUCAUCGGCGCGACGCAACGGCUCAAUCAGUCUCUGGCCCGGAACGUCGGCGCAGCAGCCCUCACCUCGCAAGCUACCGCACGCAGCUCGGCCCCUGCUACUCCCGCCGGCGGGACUGGCCAUCUGCAACCGCGCCAGCGGGAGUCGUCCGCCGGCGCAGUCGAGAACAAACGGCGACGGUUGAACACACAACUCGGCACGCUCCCCGCAGCGUCGUCGAACCUGCGGCAGUCCUCUCUUGGGCCCGGAACACCCAAGGGCGGAACCCCGGCGUCGAGUCGCGCGGGCAGCGCAGGGCCGCGCACCAUCACGACCACCAAGAAAGCUUUGACGAAAAAGGUCGCGCCGCAUCAGCAACUAAAGAAGAUAAAGGCUUCUGGCGGGAAGCCGGGCAAGCGGUCGUCGAGUGCAAGCGGUCGCAUCAAGAUGACGGGCCCGAAGAAAUCGCCUUCUGCCGCGGGCGGCGAUGAAGACGAGGAUGACUCGAUGCUCAGCAGUGCUGAUGUCUCUGAUUCGGAGAACGCGAGUGACACUCGUCGCGGCGAUGACGAUAUGGAGGACGAGGAAGAGGACGAGGGCAAUGAGGAUACCAAGGUCUACUGCUUGACGCGGGAGCCGCCACGGGUCGAAAUACUCGCAGCUUUCCGGGCUCACCGCACCGCCGGGCGCACACAGCUUGAAGACCGGACAUUGGCCGCAGGGCGCCUCGGUCAUUCCGUUGCGCACGAGACGGUCGGUCUCGGCGUCGUCGCCAGCAGGUUUCCGCGCCUGCUGCGCCUUCACCUGGUCGGGGUUCUUGACGGACUUGUAACACUCGCCGUUGUUCAGGGCGACGAGCUUCUUGUCGUAGCAGAGCAUCUCGAGCAGCUGGACGAUGCUCUCCUCGCCGAGCCGCACAGCCGUGAGGCGACUCUCGUUCACGGCGGCCGUGAUCAUCGCCACAGUCGGGUAGCCCUGGUAGCCACGCGGGAAGGGCAGGUACUCCUUCUGGGGCGGGUCGGACUUCACAGCAACGCCGGCGCCGUCGGCGGUCGUCUUCAUGCGCUUUGCGCGGGCGCCGCCGCCGCCGCUGUCGGCAGAGACCUCGAACCAGCUCUUCCGACUCACGGUGUACUCGAUGUAGCCGGCGAUGCUGUUGAUGAAGUCCUCGUCGAGAAGGCCGUCGGUGAACCAGGCGCCGCCGGUGACGUCCUCGCUGGGGGCGAGCCCGGCCAGCAUGUACAUCUUGCGGGUGGGGAACUUGACAUUGUGGACGCUCUUAAUGUAGUUCUUGCCUUCGAGCGAUUUGAGACAGCGGUCGAGGAUGGACUUGUGCAGGUUGGUGCGGUUCUGGAUCAGCCGCACCCAGAUGCCGGAGCGGCCGGUCGAGUGGAUGACAUUGUAGACCAGGCUUUCGUCGGGGCUGAGGCUCUGCAGUCUGAUGCGAGGAGCGAGACGAUUAGCAAUUUCAUGGGACGUGGGAAAGAGACAUCAUGUCUCGUCUUCCCGCGAGAUGAUCUUCCAUGCGAGACGGUCAUUUUUGCCCUGGAGCAGUCGGAACAGUUUCUGGUCGACGAGUCGCUGGGUGCAUUGCAGCAGAAGCGCGACGUCGUUCUUUGGGAUCACGUUCAGUUUCAGCAGAUCCUGUUGGUAGAAGAGGUGGUCGGAAGGAAAGCCCUCAAGGCAUGCAUCGUAGAGCUGCGAGGCAAGCUCGUUCACUGA
Molecule: messenger RNA, 2208 nt
Organism: Aspergillus terreus NIH2624
Lineage: Eukaryota; Fungi; Ascomycota; Eurotiomycetes; Eurotiales; Aspergillaceae
Product: putative PHD finger domain protein
Exons: 4
Coding region: 1-2208 (735 amino acids)
Biological process (GO): regulation of DNA-templated transcription
Cellular component (GO): Rpd3L-Expanded complex; Rpd3L complex; nucleus
Source: RefSeq, a predicted model, not a curated record